Molecule: messenger RNA, 381 nt
Organism: Otolemur garnettii (small-eared galago)
Lineage: Eukaryota; Metazoa; Chordata; Mammalia; Primates; Galagidae
Gene: APRG1
Product: chromosome unknown C3orf35 homolog
Source: RefSeq, a predicted model, not a curated record
AUGAAAACAAUGGCAACAAGAAAAAGGUGUAAACUUUCCAGAACAGGCCCAGAUUUUGAAAAUGUGAUAAAGAGGUUAUUGUGUGCUCGAACUUUUCGCACAAGAAUUGGAGGAGAUUUAACACAAGAAAUAAUAAACAGAGGAAGGCUGGCUAAUGCAGAGCAGAUGGGCCUGCAGGGCAGUGCUAAGCAUUUCAACAUCUUCCCCUUGGACCUUUGGACUCAAGAUGACUGAAUGCUGGUGUCUUUAGCUAAAAAUAAAGUUAAUGCCAUUGGGGAAAUCAUAAAUAUGGCUUGUUUGGUUUGGGGGGUGAUUGGUAGACAAAAAUGUUUAAGAACCUACUAUGUGGCAGGGAUUUGGCAUUUACUAAUUUCAUCCUGA